Molecule: messenger RNA, 1455 nt
Organism: Lactuca saligna
Lineage: Eukaryota; Viridiplantae; Streptophyta; Magnoliopsida; Asterales; Asteraceae
Source: the annotation of a GenBank genome assembly
AUGGAAAACAGGAAGAUUAGCAUGAUAAGUGAGUUGGCUCUCUCACAAGAUGACUAUACCAUUAAGGUCCGUGUCAUCCGUUUGUGGAGACAAACUUCAUGGAAUCAACAACUUCGUAUGAUUGGCAUGAUAUUGAUGGAUGAAAUGGGCUCAAAAAUUGAAUGUAAUGUGGACAAACCAUUUGCAUCGCUUCAAGGAAAAUCUCUUGAAGAAUAUGGUGAUUACUACAUUCAUAAACCCACAUUAGGGUUAAAUGAAGGUGCUAUAAAGUUUGUCGACGGUCCACACAAACUCUAUUUCCAGUAUACCACGAAGGGAAGGUAUGCUGAUGAAAUUAAUGCAUAUGUCUCUAAGAAUACUGGUCAUUUUGUAUUGCUUAUUCAAUGUGCUAAGUUGAAGCUUGUCCGAGAUCGUCCUUAUGUCAAUAACACCUACUUGGCCACAAAACUUUAUAUUGAAGAUGACAUUGAGGAGAUAACAACUUUCAAAAAAAGUUUACAAGCAAAAAAAGGCUCUUUGACUUCCUCGGAUUCACGCACCUCGGGUUCAUCCAUCAUGUAUUCACUACAUGAUGACUUUCUUAAAAAAAACUCUUUUCACCAAAUAUCCGCUAUUCACGAAUUGAACAUGGGAGGUUGUGCGGUAAUUCUUGGCACAAUAAAGAUGUUUGAAGAUACACGGAACUGGUAUUAUAAUGCUUGCACACAUUGCAAGUCAAAGGUUCAAAUAGUUAAGGUUUCAAAUGAGACGGUCAAUGGCUUGGACCAGUUAGAAGAGAAAGAGAUUAUGGUUUGUACAAAUGAAAAGUGCAAGGACAAACUUAUUACUGCUGAACCAAGUUUUAUGAUCAAAGUUCGAGUUCAAGGUUUAGUUGGUGUUGUGAGUCUUACGAUCUUUGAUCGUGAAGUCAGAAAUAUUCUGAAACUAUCUGCUGCUGAUUUAUUAUCAAAAUAUGAAAAGUUUGGCAAUACAAGUCAGUUUCCUAUUGAGUUGAAUGCCAUGAUCGACAAAAAAUUGGCUUUCAAGAUUGUUGUCAAGACAUUUAAUGUUUCAAGAUUUGGUCGUUCUUACAACAUUUCCAAAAUAACGGAUAAUGUUGACAUUAUUUCUACUUUGGAGAAAAUUGAGAAAAAGAGUAGGAUUGAACAGGACAUGGAUACUGAAUCUGUUAAUAUAAUUGGCUCAGAAUUUGCAUCUCAGGAAACAGUGGGUUGUAAGGAUGCUACUUCCCACACUGCUGAUAAUACUCCUGUGUCGAAUAUUCCAUCUGGCAUAUCAUCAAGAACAGUCAACAACCUAAAUUCACCGCCUACAAGUGCCAAACGUAAACUUGUAGAUGUUUACGAUCUUGAUGAUGACGUUUAUGAAUCAGCAACGAAACCUAAUGCACCCCGUAUUGGAGAUGGCAAAGUUGUUGGAACAACAAAAUUGUUGAUUCCUAAAGUUGAAAAAUGA